Aspergillus ruber CBS 135680 is the source of this 1203-nucleotide messenger RNA. RefSeq lists its product as uncharacterized. The coding region runs from base 1 to 1203 and encodes 400 amino acids. The record is from RefSeq and is a predicted model, not a curated record. The transcript has 5 exons. NCBI's taxonomy places the organism in Eukaryota, Fungi, Ascomycota, Eurotiomycetes, Eurotiales, Aspergillaceae.
AUGGCAAUCGCUGCCAGCAUCGGUCUGGUGGCCGAGGCUAUCCACCGCCACAAGACACCAGAGACUCCCACUGAGAAUGACGUUGCGCGUAUUCCCCCGGAAGACGAACAGUGGGCGCUGGAUGAGAUCCAGGACGAGCUAUGUCAGGGUCCCCCUUCGGACAGCGAGGACCAACCAAAGAAGAUCCGUAAUCCAGCCCAUCUGGCAGAUGAUUUCCUCCAGCGAUACCCGCCUCCUUCCCCGGGCAGCGCGUCCACAAGUCGACUCUCGUUGCCCGUCAUCAUCCCCCAGCGUCGGCCCGGAGUGCGCGUCCGGGGCUUCGUGAGAGCCUAUGCGCCGGACCUCCAGGUUUGUGACAUCAAUCAGGAUACCUUCAUGGAUUUCCUGGUGACAUUUACGCGCGCCAGCCGGGCACCGCAGUGGAUGAUGGCCACCAAUUUGACGGCCGCCGCAGCCUUUGCCUUGCCGGGACACGCCAUCGGGUGCGGGGUGGGAUUCGCCAUCCAGGUUGUCAACGCCAUUGCCAUGGAGAUGAGGGGCCGUGUGCAGGCCAACACCUUCCUGCAAAAGCUAAACCAGGGCUUCUUCCAGCCGCGCGGACUUUAUUGCCUGGUGCUCUCCUUUGACAAUACCUACGAGGAAGCUAUGACCGACGAGUCGUUGGCCACGGCAAUUUCCACGACCUCGGAUGUGAAGACAGGCGUGCGCAAGUACACAGAUAAGCUGCGCACCCACAGCGGCACUACUGGGCCUUCUGAGUUCCCAGAAUCCGCUCCGCUGGUCUUCCCCGUCCUGGAUUGGCUGGAGACCAACGCCAACACCGAGCAGGCGGAGAAACUGGGAAGGUAUAAGAAGUUCCGCAAGUUUGUGGCGGAUUACUACGACCGACGGGCGCAGGCAGAAUAUGCGGCGAGGAACCCGACGAGCCCCUUGGCAGCGCCCCCAAAUCGCGCGUUUACGUCCAAGUUCGCCGACCCCAACGACAACACCAACAAAUCCCCAAUAUCGCUGGCUACAGGGGGGUUGGUUCCCUACAACACCACUUGGCGGGGGGAGGCCCGGAACGGCGAGGGACGUGGAGCGCGGCGCAAUAUUGCUGAUAAAGUGUUGUAUAUGAUCAUCGUCAACAUGCCCUCAGAUGAUGACAUGAGCCGUGCAGAGAGUAUCAUGGCUACAGAGGUGGCCACUGAAUCAUCUGUCUAG